Cinclus cinclus is the source of this 528-nucleotide messenger RNA. It is a transcript of the gene LLPH, whose product is annotated as LLP homolog, long-term synaptic facilitation factor. Gene Ontology annotation, molecular function: RNA binding. Gene Ontology annotation, cellular component: nucleolus. Lineage: Eukaryota; Metazoa; Chordata; Aves; Passeriformes; Cinclidae. Gene Ontology annotation, biological process: dendrite extension. Bases 123 to 467 code for a protein of 114 amino acids. The record is from RefSeq and is a predicted model, not a curated record. The transcript has 2 exons.
CCGCGGGAGGCCGGGCGCCUCCGCUUGCGCAUGCGCGGGGGGCGGUGCGGCCCGGCGCGGGGUGCGCUGGGACUUCGCGCGCGGCCCUUCCUCAGCCUGUCCCGCUUCCUUCCCCGCUGGACAUGGCCAAGAGCCUGAGGAGCAAAUGGAGGAGGAAGAUGCGGGCGGAGAAGAGGAAGAAGAACGCGCCCAAGGAGCUGGAGAGGCUGAAGAAGAUCCUGGGAACCAAAGCGGAUGUCAUCAUGGAGGAGGUCAAGGAGGUGGCGACCGUGCUGCCCCCUGAGAAAGUCCUGGAGCAGAGAGAUGACUGCAAAAUGGAGCUGGAUAAUAAACGAAACAAAAAAACUCUUCUAGACCAGCAUGGACAGUACCCAAUAUGGAUGAAUUCCAGGCAAAGGAAGAAGCUUAAGGCUCAGCGCAUUAAAGGGAAAAAAAAAUCAAAAUUGGCCAAAGGCCUCGUCUGGUAGAAUCAGUUUUGUACCAUCAUGAAUAUUUUGUUCUACACAAUAAAUUUCUCACAGUAAUUAA